Molecule: messenger RNA, 1812 nt
Organism: Cordyceps fumosorosea ARSEF 2679
Lineage: Eukaryota; Fungi; Ascomycota; Sordariomycetes; Hypocreales; Cordycipitaceae
Product: Oligopeptide transporter OPT superfamily
Exons: 5
Coding region: 1-1812 (603 amino acids)
Biological process (GO): transmembrane transport
Molecular function (GO): oligopeptide transmembrane transporter activity
Source: RefSeq, a predicted model, not a curated record
AUGCACAAACACAUCAUCGCCGAGAUGAAGAUCGAGACCGCCCUGCUCACCAACAACUCGCCCUACGCCGAGGACCGCGCUGUCGCCAUCGGCCCGCUCUUCGCCUGCAUCAUGGCCUUCAUCAACGGCUUCUUCGAAACGUGCUUCCCCGCCAUCUACGUCGCCGCGACCCUCCCGCAGCUGCUCGCCUACCCGCUCGGCACCUUCCUGGCCCGCGUCCUCCCCCAUGGCGGCCUCACCCUCUUCGGCGUCCGCCACAGCCUCAACCCGGGCCCGUUCAACAGAAUGGAGCACAUGCUGAUCAGCGUGAUGAGCUUCGCGUAUGACUCGGCGCCCUACAGGCACCAGAUCGUCUGGAACCAGGCGCUGCCCCAGUACUUUGGUCAGGAGUGGGCGCGCAGCCCGGGAUACCAGCUGUGCGUCGCGCUGCCCACCGCGUUCGUCGGCUACGGCUUCGCGGGCAUCACCCCUCGCUUCAUCAUCUGGCCCUCGCACUGCAUCUGGCCCAACUCCCGGGCCACCAUCACGCUCAACUCGGCCUUGCACCCCGCCAACGACGAUGGCACACAUCCGGUCCCGGGCCCCUUUGGCUCCGUCUGGCGCUGGUCGCGGAUCCGGUUCUUCCUCGUCGCCCUGCGCCGCCAUGUUUGUCUGGUUCUUGUUCCCCAACACCAUCUUCACCGCGCUCGCUCCAACACCGGCCUGGGCCUCAACCCGCUGCCGACGCUCGACUGGAACACGCUCACGACACGGGUCGACCCGUUGUACAUGCCGUCCUUCAACACCUUCAACUACUUUGCCGGCGCGCUCGCUAGCAUGUUUAUGAUCGUCGGCGUAUGGUUCAGCAACGCGUACAACACGGCGUACCUGCCGAUCAACUCGAACAUGCCGUUCGACCGCUUUGGCGAGCGGUACAACGUGACGAGGGUGCUCGACGACGGCGGCCGGCUGGACGCGGCCCAGGACGACGCGUACUCGAAGCCGUACCUGUCCGCAGCCAGCCUGGCGGCGUACUUUUGGUUCUUCGCCGUGUACAGCGCGUCCAUCACGUACGCCGCGCUGCAUCACCGCGGCGAGAUCUGGGGCGGCAUGCGCGCCGCCGUCCACAACUUGUUCAAAUCCGACAGCGCGACUCGCGAGGAGGUGCAGCUCUCGGACGUGCACGAGGUUCCGGACUGGCGGUACCUCGCCGUGCUGCUCGCCUCCGCCGCGCUCGGCGUCGCCUCCAUGGCCGUGUGGCCGACCGGCACCAGCCCGGCCGUCGUCGUCUUCGGCAUCCUCAUGUGCGUCGUUUUCGUCGUCCCCAUCGGCAUCAUGUAUGCCAUGACCAGCUACCAGAUGACCCUCAACGUGCUCGCCGAGUGCGUCAGCGGCGCCGUCUCCAACGGCGACGCGCUCAGCAUGGCCUACGUCAAGCCGCGAUCAAUGCAGGACCUUAAGCUCGGCCACUACGUCAAGAUCCCGCCGUGGACGCUCUUCUACGCCCAGAUGGUGUCCACGCUCGUGUCGACGCUCGUCUUCGUCGGCCUGCUGCAGCACCAGCUGCGCAUCCCCGCCAUCUGCACCCCCCACGCGCCGUUCCGCUUCGUCUGCCCCGGCGAAAACUUCUUCUUCACCGCCGUCGUGCUCUGGGGCACCGUCGGGCCCUCGCGUCAGUUCGGCCCGGCCAGCCCGUACGCGACGCCACUCAUCGGCUUUCCCGUAGGCGUGGCGCUGGUGCUCGCCUUCUGGGCUCUCGGCCGGCGGUUCCCGAGGAGCAGGGCGCUGCGAGGCGUGCAUCCGGUGGUGCUCAUCUCGGGCGCGUUCGCGUAA